Messenger RNA from Peromyscus californicus insignis, 4965 nucleotides. It is a transcript of the gene Nudcd1, whose product is annotated as NudC domain containing 1. Lineage: Eukaryota; Metazoa; Chordata; Mammalia; Rodentia; Cricetidae. The record is from RefSeq and is a predicted model, not a curated record. The transcript has 10 exons. The coding region runs from base 106 to 1854 and encodes 582 amino acids.
CUCUGGGAUGGGAACCACGCUGCUUCCCACCCUCGGUUCCAGGAGUGAAGCGCGGACCUUUCAACAAGAGCUUUAUUGAUUCUCUCGCUGGGCUCCCGGAACGCGAUGGAGGCAGCCAAUUGCUCCCUGCGGGUGAAGAGACCCUUACUGGAUCCCCGCUUCGAGGGCUACAAGCUGUCUCUAGAGCCGCUGCCCUGCUACCAGCUGGAGCUUGAUGCAGCUGUAGCAGAAGUAAAACUUCGGGAUGACCAGUAUACGUUGGAGCACAUGCAUGCUUUUGGAAUGUAUAAUUAUCUGCACUGUGAUGCCUGGUAUCAAGACAGUGUCUACUACAUUGAUAACCUUGGGAGAAUUAUGAACUUAACAGUGAUGCUGGACACUGCCUUAGGAAAACCUCGAGAGGUGUUCCGACUCCCUACAGAUUUGACAACAUAUGACAAUCGUCUUUGUGCUUCUAUCCAUUUCACAUCCCCUACCUGGGUUACCUUGUCAGACGGAACUGGAAGAUUAUAUGUCAUUGGAACAGGCAACCGUGGAAAUAGUCCUGAAAAAUGGGAGAUUAUGUUUAAUGAAGAACUUGGGAAUCCAUUUAUUAUAAUUCAUAGUAUCUCAUUGCUGGAAGGUGAAGAGCACUCAGUAGCUAUGCUUCUUCUUCGCAUAGAGAAGGAGGAAUUGGACAUGAAAGGAAGUGGCUUCUAUGUUUCUUUAGAGUGGGUCACUGUCAGUAAGAAAAAAGAAGAUAGUAAAAAGUAUGAAAUUACCAAGCGUCAUGUUCUCCGUGGAAAGUCAGUGCCGCAUUAUGCUGCUAUUGAGCCCAAUGGAAACGGUGUAAUGAUUGUAUCCUACAAGUCCUUCAAGUUUAUUUCAGUUGAUCAGGAUCUUGAAGAAAGUAUGGAUGAAGACAGGUCAGAGAAAAUCAAAGUAGAACCUUUGUAUUACUGGCAACAAACUGACGAUGAUUUGACAGUAACAGUAAGGCUUCCAGAAAACUGUACUAAGGAAGAUAUUCAGAUACAGUUUUUGCCUGAUAACAUCAACAUUAUGCUGAAGGAAAUCCAGGUUUUGGAAGGAAAACUCUAUUCAUCUAUUGAUCAUGAAAGCAGUACAUGGACAAUUAAGGAGAAUGAUAGCUUGGAGAUUUCCUUGAUUAAGAAGAAUGAAAGUCUGACAUGGCCAGAGCUGGUGGUUGGUGAUAAACAAGGGGAACUUAUAAGAGACCCAGCCCAAUGUGCUGCAAUAGCAGAACGCUUGAUGCACUUGACCUCUGAUGAGCUGAAUCCAAAUCCAGAUAAAGAAAAACCUCCUUGUAAUGCUCAGGAAUUAGAAGAAUGUGAUAUUUUCUUUGAAGAGAGCUCCAGUUUAUGCAGAUUUGAUGGCAAUACAUUAAAAACAACUCAUGUGGUAAAUCUUGGCAGCAACCAGUACCUGUUCUCAGUCAUUGUGGAUCCUAAAGAAAUGCCCUGCUUCUGUCUACGCCAUGAUGUUGAUGCCCUUCUCUGGCAACCACACUGCAGCAAGCAGGAUGACAUGUGGGAGCACAUUGCGACCUUCAACGCCCUAGGUUACGUCCAAGCAUCAAAGAGAGACAAGAAAUUUUUUGCCUGUUCUCCAGAUUAUUCCUAUGCAGCCCUUUGUGAGUGCCUUCGCCGCGUAUUCAUCUAUCGGCAGCCUACUCCCAUGUCCACUGUGCUUUACAACAGAAAGGAAGGCCGGCAUGUGGGGCAGGUUGCUAAGCAGCAAGUAGCAAGCCUGGAAACCAAUGAUCCUAUUUUAGGCUUUCAGGCAACAAAUGAGAGAUUAUUUGUUCUCACUACCAGAAACCUGUUUUUAAUAAAAGUAAAUACGGAGAAUUAAUCCUCCAACAUUUGGCUGAAAAGUUUCCAGUGGCACCUGGAGAGCUGAACAGUUGUACUGUAACUUGUUAAGUUUUAAUGUGUUAAAUGAAAAUAUCUUUCAUGAAGUUUUAUUUUUAAAUGGUAUUGGAAAUGUAUUCAAGAGAUUAUGAAUCUGUAAAAGCUAUGGGAUAGAUGAAGCUACGGAUUUAGAGAACAUUGACUUCUGUAAAAAACAUGAUUUUGACAAAUGUAGUUAUUUUUUAAAAUCUGGUGAUUAAAUCUCAUCUUUUAUAUGACAAACAUACAAUUCAUUGUUUAAAAAUAAAAAUAUUUAUCAUGUGCUUAGCUCAUUGUUUAGAUUGCUACAGUCACUAUAUAGAAUGUUUAGGGUAGCAGUAAAAUACUGAGCAUUAUAAGGUAUUUUAAUGGGCUGAAGUCUGUGUAAAGAAUUGUGAGUCCAGAGUUACAAGAGUACAGCAGUUUUGAUAAUGUUGCUUAUAAACCUUAAUUGUUUUCAUAGUAAACAUAGAUUUGUUUAUGUAUUUGCUCUACUACAUUGUAGAAAGUUAGGCAUUUUCCAUUAUUGCAUAACCAAGUACCACAAAGCUCAGGUGUUUAAGAGUUUAUUCCAGCAUCUGGGAGGCUCAGGCUGGAGAAUUACCAGUUCAAGACCACCCUGGACCACAUAACAAGACCUUGUCUCAAAAUAAAAAUAACUCAAGCCGGGCGGUGGUGGCGCACGCCUUUAAUCCCAGCACUCGGGAGGCAGAGCCAGGCGGAUCUCUGUGAGUUCGAGGCCAGCCUGGUCUACAGAGCGAGAUCCAGGAAAGGCGCAAAGCUACACAGAGAAACCCUGUCUCGAAAAACCAAAAAAAAAAAAAAAAAACAACUCAAGGUUUAUGAUUCAUUUUUCUUGGUUCUGUGAACUGGCUUUUCAUGCUCUGGGUGGUCUCUUGUCUUCUGGUAGGCUCAGCUGUGCUUCCUGCCCUGAAAGAGAACAGUCUAAGAGCAAACCAGGGUGCAAGAGUUUGCCAAGCUUGAACUUCCAUGUUUGCUAAAAAAAAAAAGGACAAUUGUAGCACGAACCUUAAAAGUUCUUAUUAAUAAAAUCAAACCGGAAGCCAGGUGUUGGGGUGAAUGCUGGAAGAUCAGAGAAGCAGAACAAGCCAUAGCUUCCUUACCUUGCCAAUUCCUCAGACUUGCUAUUUCCUCAGACUGGAUGCCUCUCAGCUGAACUAUGCUGCUCAAAAGCCUAAAAACUUAACCAGCUAGUUCCUGGUUUUCACGCCUUGUAUACCUUUCUGCUUUCUGCCAUCACUUCCUCGGAUUAAAGGCUCACUUCCUGGGAUUAAAGGCGUGAGUCACCAUGCCUGGCUCUUUCUAGUGUGGCUUUAAACUCACAGAGAUCCAGAUGGAUCUCUGCCUUCAGAAUGCUAGGAUUAAAGGCGUGUGUGCCACCAUUUUCUGGCCUCUAUGUCUAUCUAGUGGCUGUUCUGUUCUCUGACCCCAGGUAAGUUUAUUAGGGUGCACAAUAUUUUGGGGAACACAAUAUCACCACAGACAAUGUGAUUCACAUGGCCAAGUCUAGACAGACAGCAGAGCUGUAACACAUUAGGGCCAUUGAUGUGACAGGCUCAUAGGACAGAUUAUACUAUAGUUGUCUCAUUAAAAUCUCUUUACUUUUCUGACAGUUUAUUUUAUUUACACAUUGAAUUUUUUCUCCAAAUAUUUGUGGUUCAGGCUUACUCCCCAAACUUCUUUCAAUUUGUAUUUAUUGUGGGUUUGUUUUGUUUUUAUUUUCACAUUAUUUUUAGAAUUCUUGUUUUAUUAAAGUCCUUAAGAAUUUAAUCGAAGAGGAAGAAAAUAAAGAAUUAUAAUAUGGAAAAUAUUUGUAUGAAUGUAUGUUUUGCCUAUCUGGAACAAAUACUUAACUGACUUAAAUUUAAACAAGUAUUCGGUCUAGGGAUGCAGCAGAAGCAUAAAGACCCGAGUUUAGAUUCCUGUAACCCACAUGGCAAAAAAGAAAAGAAAAACAAGCAGACAUGGCUGUGUAUAUCUGUAAUACCAGCAUUUGGGAGGCAGAGUGGGAGGAUUCUUGCUGGCCACACAGUCUAGCCAAAUCAGCUGAGCUCCAGGUUCUGUGAGACCUUGUCUCAUCAAAUAAGGCGGAAACUGAGCAAAGUACCUGGUAUCGAUAUUUGCCUCCCCCAUGCAUGAAUACACGUAUGCACACAGGCUCAUCAACAUAUAUACAUAUAAGCAUACACAUAUACAUAAUAGCUCACAGAGAGAGAGAGAAAUUUUAGCCAGUAUUUGACUGGUUAAUUUCAGCUAGGUGUGACUGACUAAUUUGUUGUUGCUGUUGUGGCUAAGUUCAUCUGAGACAGUUAGUUCUCACUGUAGCCCAGACUGGCCUGAAACUGGUAGUCACCCUUUUCUUACCUCAGUCUUCUGCACAGCAUUAUCCAGAACACCCAGUUUCAACUGAAUUUUGACUGAAUUUAAAUAUCAAUGAAAUUCUUGCAUUUGUUCUCCAGCAUAGUGAGUGAGACUAGGAAAGGAAGGAGGGAAGCAAGGAAGGCAGGCCAGGCCUUCUGGAGAGACAAAAGAGGCAAAAAAAAAAAGAGAGAUUACACAUUGAAAUUCUACAUAGCUCAGGGGUGGAGCUCUAGCAGUAGUAGGAUUAAAGAUCACUGAGUUUGGACCCUUUAUAAUCAUCGUGUAAAAUGAGGAACGCAAACUGUGGAACUCUGAUUAGUAGCCAAAAGACUGGGAUUUGAGAUCUUGGUGGAACUGUUGAAAAGAUCCCAAGAUUACUGUCUGGUGAGUGUUUCUAAUAAAAAACAAAAGGUGCCCUGACCUCCCUUAAGAGUUAAAUCCAGAUGAGCCUGUUAGUCAACUGGGAAAGAAAAGGCCCAGGAAGCCCUCGGUUCUAAGGACUCAAAGAAAUAAUACAGAGCAUACCUAAAAAUUUAGGUCAGUACUGUAGUCUCUCUGUCCACUGUCCACUUUCACCUUGAGGUUCCCCUAUGCCCACCCCACCCCCAGUGGCCACUUUGGCCAUUGCCCUCCUCAUCCUCAAAAAUGGCUCUUUUUACCUUGUAAUAAACUCUGCCUGUCUUCUACAGUG